AUGGCAUCCAAUAGGAUUAGUAAUUUGCCCGAUUCCCUUCUAACUCGCAUUCUAUCAUCGCUUCCCAUCGAAGAUGUAGUUUCAACCUCCAUUCUAUCAACCAGAUGGCGAUACAUUGAGGGAAGGAUCAAACAAUUUCGACUCAAUCGUAUUGACAUAUCAGGGAUCGAUGAUUCACGUGUUUGUGCAUGGAUAUAUGGUGCAAUUUGGCAUGGGGUUAAGGAGAUAGAUUUGGUUUUUGCUCUAGAGUCCAAUAACAUUCCCAUGUUGCCUAAUGCUCUGCUUUUUACUUGCAAGACACUGGUGAGAUUGAAACUGGAAAUCCCAUUUGUAAUGAGUGUUCAUAUUCAUGUUUGUUUGCCUAGCCUCAAGAUCUUGGUGCUUCGAUCUACUAAAUUUGAAGAUGAUGAUUCAGUCAAAACGUUCUUUUCAGGAUGUCCUAUACUUGAACAAUUGUCUAUCUUCUAUUGUGACAUGCGAAACAUAAUCUAUCUUACAAUCUCAAUUCCUUCACUUAAGAGCUUGACUUUACUUCUUAACGAUUAUCCCCUUGAUGACCAUUCACUCUGCUUAGCGUUUGCCAUUGUCAUUAAUCUUCCAAGUCUUGUUUACUUCAAAUACGUGGACUUCAGAGCAAAAAAUUAUUUGACGGUAAACAUGCCUUCUCUUGUUAGGGCUGGUAUUAAGGUUUAUGGAACGUUAACUUUUACAACAGAAGUAGAUGUUUUAGUUAAACUUUUUGAAGGAAUUGACAAGAUCAAGUCACUUCAUUUGAGUAUCAAUCCAGAAGCAAUGAGUUUCAUUUUUAUUCGUCAAUAUUGA
Molecule: messenger RNA, 822 nt
Organism: Hibiscus syriacus
Lineage: Eukaryota; Viridiplantae; Streptophyta; Magnoliopsida; Malvales; Malvaceae
Product: F-box/LRR-repeat protein At3g26922-like
Exons: 2
Coding region: 1-822 (273 amino acids)
Molecular function (GO): protein binding
Source: RefSeq, a predicted model, not a curated record